Molecule: messenger RNA, 3296 nt
Organism: Pygocentrus nattereri (red-bellied piranha)
Lineage: Eukaryota; Metazoa; Chordata; Actinopteri; Characiformes; Serrasalmidae
Product: serine/threonine-protein kinase tousled-like 2
Exons: 21
Coding region: 452-2560 (702 amino acids)
Biological process (GO): peptidyl-serine phosphorylation; intracellular signal transduction; chromosome segregation
Cellular component (GO): nucleus
Molecular function (GO): protein serine/threonine kinase activity; ATP binding
Source: RefSeq, a predicted model, not a curated record
CCUCUGCCUGACCGGCGCUGGGAAUGGACUUCCAUACACAGAAUUCCUCCACAGCUGUGAAACAGUGUUACUGAGUCACCCGUACGAGUUGACGCCUCAUCAGAAAUGUGCAUCAGACCUGCAGCAGCCUGUACAGCCUGUAGAGCCGGAGUCCGCGCUGCCUGCCUGCCUGGAUCCACACUGUUUUCUCUCCUGGGUGGCCGGACUGUGUCUAAUGAACUCCGGCUCCCUCCGCGCUGCUGCUUCCCCUAACAACAUCCUCUGGACAUUUACUUCAUCCAAGCGAAACGGGCUGAUGGGCAGGACAGUGUUAUGACAUCGUUUUUAUGUGUAAGCGAAUAACCUCGUGGAUUAAAAGGGUCAGAGAAACGCGGCUGAGUGUCUUUUCCAGAUGUGAAAAGCAGCAGAGCGGCCAGGCGACGACUCUUCAACUGGCUGGCAGGCGAGAAACAUGGCUGCUCCGCUAACAGAGAUGAUGGAAGAGCUGUAUAGUUUGGACCCACGACGUCAGGAAUUGCUGGAAGCCCGGUUUACAGGAGUUGGUGUGGCCAAGGGAACUGGUAACAACGAGUCGUCCAAUCAAAGCUUGUGCAGUGGUGGGUCUUUAAGUGAUAAAGAGCUUGAGACACCUGAGAAGAAGAACAGUGAGCAGCGAGCAAGGAAAAGAAAAGGAGAGACUUAUGACCAGGUGAAAGGAGGAACACGAGGGCCUAAAAUCAGUGAUUACUUUGAGUUUGCGGGGGGCAGUGGUCCAGGGACCAAUCCGGCGUGGGGAAUCCCACCGCUGGUCCGCUCUUCUCCGCAACACUCGCUCUCCAACCCUGCAGCGCCGGUUCAGCAGAGCAGUCCUCCUUCCGUUAGCUCUGUAACUAUGGAUCUCGCUGUAAGUUUGGGGAAACCUCUAUCUGCAAACUGCGCUCACAAAGCUACACAGACCGAUUUGACAAUGGACAAGCUCCUCGCACUUGAAACCAACAAGAACUCCGACCUGGAGAAGAAGGAAGGCAGAAUAGACGACCUGUUGCGAGCGAACUGUGAUUUGAGGCGGCAGAUCGACGAGCAGCAGAAAAUGCUAGAACGGUUUAAGGAGCGGCUCAACAAGUGCGUCACCAUGAGCAAGAAGCUUCUCAUAGAAAAGUCUAAGCAGGAGAAAAUGGCUUGCCGGGAUAAGAGCAUGCAGGACCGGCUCAGGUUGGGACACUUCACGACCGUCAGGCACGGUGCCUCAUUCACUGAGCAGUGGACAGACGGAUAUGCCUUUCAGAACCUCAUCAAGCAGCAGGAGCGGAUCAAUGCAGAGCGCGAGGAAAUUGAGCGUCAGCGGAAGCUGUUAGGGAAGAGGAAACCGCCCUCCAUGGCUCAAACUCCGCCCCUUAGCCUGGAGCCAAACAAACGGAAGAGCAAAAGCAACGGGUUGGAGAACGAGGCGCUGUCUCUUGCAGAGUAUCAUGAGCAAGAGGAGAUUUUCAAGUUGAGACUUGGUUACUUAAAAAAGGAAGAAGCAGAGAUUCAAGCGGAGUUGGAACGCUUGGAACGAGUGCGAAAUCUCCACAUCCGCGAGCUGAAGAGAAUACACAAUGAGGACAACUCUCAGUUUAAGGAUCACCCCACGCUAAACGAUCGCUAUCUGCUGCUACACCUGCUCGGCAGAGGAGGCUUCAGUGAAGUCUACAAAGCAUUUGACCUUACGGAGCAGAGAUACGUGGCUGUGAAAAUCCACCAGCUGAACAAGAACUGGAGGGAGGAGAAAAAGGAGAACUAUCACAAGCAUGCAUGCAGAGAAUACAGAAUCCACAAAGAGUUGGAUCAUCCCAGAAUAGUCAAACUCUAUGACUACUUCUCACUAGACACAGACUCGUUCUGCACGGUUCUGGAAUACUGUGAAGGGAACGAUCUGGAUUUCUACUUGAAGCAGCACAAGCUGAUGUCUGAGAAGGAGGCUCGCUCCAUCGUCAUGCAGAUCGUGAAUGCUCUGAAAUACCUGAACGAAAUUCGCCCACCAAUCAUCCAUUAUGACCUCAAACCAGGUAACAUAUUGCUGGUAAAUGGCACAGCGUGUGGAGAAAUUAAGAUCACUGAUUUUGGUCUGUCAAAGAUCAUGGAUGACGAUAGUUAUAAUUCUGUGGAUGGCAUGGAGCUCACAUCACAGGGAGCAGGAACCUAUUGGUAUUUGCCCCCUGAGUGCUUUGUAGUGGGGAAAGAGCCACCAAAAAUCUCAAAUAAAGUGGACGUGUGGUCGGUGGGGGUCAUCUUCUACCAGAGCCUGUAUGGGAGGAAGCCAUUUGGACAUAAUCAGUCACAGCAGGACAUUCUACAGGAGAACACCAUUCUCAAAGCCACAGAGGUUCAGUUCCCUGCCAAGCCAGUGGUCUCCCCAGAAGCAAAGGCGUUCAUCCGUCGCUGUCUGGCCUAUAGAAAAGAGGACCGUAUCGACGUGCUCCAGCUGGCCAGCGACCCUUUCCUCAUGCCUCACAUCCGCAAAUCUGUCGGGAUACCACCGCCUCUGCCACCCCCCGCGCCAUCCACAUCAAACUCUUACAACAGCAGUGCCUCCAACUGACUCGCACACAAUCCGAGUCCGUGAGAGUUUCUGUCCCUGUCUGAUUCAGAGUGAGAGGAACAGUCCAAAGACUUGAGAAAUCAGACAUCCGUUUCUGUUGGAACAGAGACGUGGUGGUGAUGAAGUAGAAGAAGAGAAACUUCAUGAGUUCUGAAUACACCGCAGAGGAUGUGGAUAAGCUCUUGAGGUUGUAAAGGAAGCAUUACAACCUGCGGAAUUCCUCAUAAGUGCUUGGGAAGUGCAUAAAAAUGCAGGUAGUACUUCUGCAUACUCUUCUCCAGGUAAUUGCGCUCAUCCAAAAGUAAGGGAGCGGAUUAAGGAAGAUUGACACAUCUUGUAGUUGAGCUGACGUUUCUCAUCUACUUCUGAAUGAAACUGCACCCAAACGAAGGCCCCGUUUCCAAGGCUCUGUUUAAAGAGAAUACUGGGGGAGGGGAAAUCAGCUCUACAGUCCUACUUGUUUAAUGACCAAAGUUCAGCUCAAGUCAGUUUUUCUUUUCCAUGUAACAUUUGUAUUUUAUGAACUGUUUUAAGGGUUUAUUUUACCAAACCUCUUUUUUAUUCUUGGAAAUUGGAACUGGAAUUGAACAUGUUUUAAGAUGGUAAGCUUAAUUUUUUAGCAUAAAUAUUUUCAGCAUUUUUUUUUUCCAAUAAAAGUUCAAGUGGAAGAGCAGGAAAGCUUUGUUUGGUUUCACAAAACUGCCUUUCAGCCAAUUAAAAACAUCAUUUCUAUGUC